Messenger RNA from Entrophospora sp. SA101, 603 nucleotides. The record is from the annotation of a GenBank genome assembly. Lineage: Eukaryota; Fungi; Glomeromycota; Glomeromycetes; Entrophosporales; Entrophosporaceae.
AUGCUUUCCAAUUCUAUAAAAAAUAAUAUAAAAAAAAAGGCAUUGUUAUUACGUAUUAUGACUCUUAGAAGAGAUCCAUCUUCUAUAAUAAAAAAGACUAGUAAUGAAACAUUUAAAAGAGUCGAGCAGAAAAAAGUAAAAGAACCUUUAACAGUUGAAAAAGAGGAUUUGCCCAAAGGUUAUACUACAUCUUGGAGGAAUGAAGAAACAUUACCUGGUUGGUUAAAGCACAGGUUUGCGAUUAAAGAAAAAAUUGGAUUUCAACCUUGGAGACCAAAAAAAAGAUUAUCAAGAGAAGUCAUGGAUAAAAUACGUUAUAUGAACCAACAGUUACCUGAAGAGUAUACAAUAGAAAAACUCUCUUCUACAUUUAGAAUUUCACCUGAGGCGAUUAACAGAAUAUUAAAGUCAACUUUCGUUCCGAAGCGUGAAGUGUCGGAAAGACAAGAAACAAAAUAUCAAGAAAAAUUGAGAAAAUUCAAAGAAAAGGCUAAAUCAGAACAAUUAAGGGAAAAAAUUUUGUUAAAAGAAAGAUCUGAAAAUCGAUUCGAUGUCAAAAGAAACAGAAAUAUAUCUCUGUAUAAAAAUAAAGAAUAUAAAUAA